Messenger RNA from Lolium rigidum, 826 nucleotides. Its product is annotated as phylloplanin-like. Lineage: Eukaryota; Viridiplantae; Streptophyta; Magnoliopsida; Poales; Poaceae. The transcript has 2 exons. The record is from RefSeq and is a predicted model, not a curated record. The coding region runs from base 75 to 599 and encodes 174 amino acids.
AGCAGCAGCAUGAGGCACCACACUUAGCAGCAGCACAUCUCCUCACUCAUACAGCACAGAGCUCGAGUGGAUCAAUGGCAGCCUCCAAGGGUCUUCUCGCCGCUCUCCUCCUCAUCGUCACCGUCAGCUUCGCACCCCACGAUGCCGAGGCGAACAAGGCUCCCCUUGCCCUCGUCGCCGGCGUGGUGCCAUGCAGCGCGGGGAGUUCCAUCAACGCGGCCACGGUUCCGGCGUUCCCCAACGCCGCCGUGCAGCUGAUGUGCGGCGGCAAGGUGAUGGCCAGCACGAAGACGGACCACAGCGGAGCCUUCACCAUGAAUAUGGGCACGGUCACCACGCAGCUGCUCGCGCCCCUGCUCGGCAACCAGUGCAAGGUGGUGGUGGUCACCCCGCUGGCCGCAUGCGACGCGUCCCUGGCCAGCGUCACCGGCACGCUGACUGCGCCCGUGCAGCUCCUCGGUGACAGCGGCAGUGGCAGUGGAAGCGGCAGCGGUGGUCUCGGAGGCCUCGGCGGUCUGAUUGGCCUCAUCGGCCAGAUCGUCGGCGGCCUGCUAGGCGGCAUCAUUAACAUCAUCCCCUUGCCCUUCUCCGUCGUCUAGACGCUCGGUACAUCACCGCCGGCGCCCCUGUCAAUCGACGGCACGGCGGAAUUAUAAAUACCUAAGAAGAAAACAAUAUGUAUGUAUGAAAGUAACCAUGGACCUAAUGGUCAAUUACCUACCCUGCUUUAUGGAGUCUGUCUCAUACGUACCAUGAAAUGUGUAACAAAGACUUAUCAGUCACUGUAUGUUUGUGGAAAAUAAAGCUAUAUACGUUUUUGUACGAA